AUGUCGGUGAUAGUUAACGGUAGUCCAACGAAGGAAUUCUUGGUGGAAAGGGGUCUUCGCCAAGGAGACCCUAUCUCUCUAUUCCUUUUUGUUAUAGUGGCGGAAGGUUUAAAGGCUUUGGUUGGAAGAGUGGUCGCUAAUGGGGAUUUUGUAGGGUUUAAUGUGAAUGGAAAAUGUUUCAUUGAUAUUCUCCAAUUUACUGAUGAUACGCUUUUAAUAGGCGACGGGAGUUGGAAACAUCUUUGGGCCAUUGUCUCGGGCCUUAGGAUUAACUAUCAUAAGAGCAAAUUGAUUGGGGUCAAUAUUAAUCCGCACUUCAUGGGAGUGGCUACUAAUUUCCUUAAUUGUAGGCCGAAGGAGAAGAAGUUGAAAUUUCUCGGUAUUCUUAUUGGUUCAAACCCAAGAAGAAUCUCUUCAUGGAAACCUCUUUUGGACAAUGUUAGGAGGAAAUUCAGUUUUUGGAAAGGGCGGUGGCUUAGUUUCGGAGAGAGGAUCACUCUUAUAAAAUCGAUUUUAAGUAGCUUGGCAAUCUUCACCCUUUCUUUCUACAAAGCUCCAAAGAAAGUGAUAGCGGAGAUAAAUAGAAUGCAAAGUAACUUUUUAUGUGGAGGGGUAGAAGAAAAAAGGAAUUUGCAUUGA
Molecule: messenger RNA, 639 nt
Organism: Vicia villosa (hairy vetch)
Lineage: Eukaryota; Viridiplantae; Streptophyta; Magnoliopsida; Fabales; Fabaceae
Exons: 1
Coding region: 1-639 (212 amino acids)
Source: RefSeq, a predicted model, not a curated record